This is a messenger RNA of Nerophis lumbriciformis (worm pipefish), 678 nucleotides long. The record is from RefSeq and is a predicted model, not a curated record. Lineage: Eukaryota; Metazoa; Chordata; Actinopteri; Syngnathiformes; Syngnathidae.
AUGAAGUACAACUGCCACACUCCAGUGUCAACCUAUACACGGCAUUCUCAGUACACACCAACUUACCACACACCUACAAAGUAUGGAUCCAGUCACUAUACACCAUCGUACACCUCUGCAUCAAAUUACACCCUACCACAGCAUGGUAGCACACAUUACACCCCAUCAUACUAUACACCCUCCUACAGAUAUGCGUCCACGUACAUCCCUUCCCGGUACAGUUCAACAUGGCGCACCCAAGCACGAGAAAAUCCAGCUCCAGUGAUACCAAUCACACCUGCUAAGAGAACUGUGCACUUUCCUAAUGACAUCAUCUUCCAGGAUGUUGUUAGACGUGGAGAGCUGGAGCAAAUUGGUCGUUUCAUUAGAACAAGAAAGGUUCGCGUCGAUACACUCUUUCACUCAGGUAUGGCAGCACUACACGAAGCAGUACUGACAGGAAACCUGGAGGUGGUGAAGCUGCUGGUCAAAUAUGGUGCUGAUGUCCAUCAAAAAGAUGAAGACGGCUGGACACCACUACACAUGGCCUGCAGUGAUGGCUUUCCCGAAAUUGCAAGCUAUCUCCUUUCGUUGGGAGCCAGCACAGAGGCAGAAAAUGAGAAUGGAGAGAAGCCGACCGACCUCAUUGACCCUGACUGCAAAGAGUUGUCCAAACUGUUUGAGGUUGGCUGUAUUUAA